Molecule: messenger RNA, 3806 nt
Organism: Gallus gallus (chicken)
Lineage: Eukaryota; Metazoa; Chordata; Aves; Galliformes; Phasianidae
Gene: NUDT13
Product: nudix hydrolase 13
Exons: 9
Coding region: 867-1910 (347 amino acids)
Molecular function (GO): metal ion binding; hydrolase activity
Source: RefSeq, a predicted model, not a curated record
AGACAGCUGCUGUCUGCUCUGCUUGCUGGAGGAGCAGUGCUUCCAGCUGAGGUCAACGGCAGCCUUUUGGAGCUGUUUCCUGCUACUGCUGACAGCACGCCUUCUGCUCCGAGCGCAGUAAGUGGGCAAAGCGUUUGCGAAGUGGCUGGUCUCGAUCCACCUCCUGCUGGGUAGGCAGAGAUGUCAGGAGCCACUGUGACACCUCCAUGGCAUUGGGCACAGAGACUGCCUGCCUGCAAGGAGAGGAGCCUCUGCUCAGGCACCACCCAGCUCAGGAGCCGUCACCGACCUUCCUCAGAGGAAGGACUCGCCGCCUCUUCCUUGGCACAGCUUACAUGUCCCAGCCUGUAGGAUUAAGGAAACGCAACUUCCUCCUUAGAGAGCUUUGAGAGCUGUGGUUGGAAAGUGAAAUACUCAACAUAAUUGCUGAGGAUUGUGAAUCAUAGUUCAUUUUUGUUUCAGAUGAAUGCCCGAGAUGGCUGUUUUCUGGAGCUGAGUUCAGGCGGCAGUCUGUGACUGCCUGAGCUGACAAUGUGGUAGGAUCCUUUGGCACAGAAGCGGUUCUCAGUUGGAGGUGAUCCAGUUCAGCUGCAACUUCUGCCUCUCAUCGAGCUCUGGGAAUUCUCUUCCGCUGCCGAUAUUUUGUCUUUCAUUCUCUUCUGGCAUCAAUGCCUUUCCCACAGAUCUGCUGCUUGCUGCAAUAGGAUGUUCAGUUGGAUGGGGGCCAUUACAACUGCGUAGAAAACAAACAAGAAAGCAGCCACUCUCACUUCUUUACCCCACUGGUACGGGAGUUUAGAGAGGAAUAUUUAACCUCAUCUUGUAGAGCUUUACGACCUUCUGUGCACGCUUAUUUUGGAAAGCAAAUGCCGGCAUUCUGCAGAGACAGCUUCCCAUUGGUGCUGAUUAUGGCUGCGAUUUAUCAAGCAGCGUAUAGAAGAGCUGCUCUCUUUUGCAGGUCACACUCUACCUAUGUUAAAAAAAUGAGAUACUUGAAUAAGCUAAAGGAAGAUGACAGCUUGUGUAGACAAGCCCAGACCUCGGGAACAUUCUACCUCUUUCACAAUCUCUCACCUUUCCUGCGGAAAGUCGAGGAGAAAUAUUUGAUACCACAGCUCAGUGCAGCAGAAAUGAAAAGGAUCCUGGAGAAAUUCAAAGAGACUGAACAGUGGAUAGAGAAGUCGGUGCUGAUCGGUUGUUCAGAUGAGCACGUACCACACUUUGCCCUGGAUUUAGCAGGAGCCUUGGAAAGAUCAGUCAUUGAGGCUGAGCUCAAGGGAUCGUUCACUGACUUACGAAAGGCUCUCUUUGUAGUGGAUGAGGAUUCUUCUUCCUUGCUGGCCUCGGCCCAGGCCCUUCUCCGGUGGCACGAUUCCCACCAGUACUGUAGCAAAACCGGGCAGCCGACUCAGAAGAAUGUAGCUGGCAGCAAGCGCGUGUGUCACGCCAGCGGAAUAACUUAUUACCCACAGAUGUCUCCAGUAGUUAUCAUCUUGGUGUCUGAUGGCAGCCGCUGCCUCCUUGCACGACAGCCCUCGUUUCCUCAGGGGAUGUACACCGCUCUGUCUGGCUUCUGCGACAUAGGUGAAGCUGUGGAGGAGACAGCCCGACGAGAGGUGGCAGAAGAGGUGGGCCUGGAGGUGGAGUCACUCUGGUACUCAGCAUCCCAGCACUGGCCCUUCCCCAGCAGCUGCUUAAUGAUAGCUUGUCAUGCAUUGGUGAGGGGACAGCAGUUGGAGGCACAGAGACACCAAAUAGCAGGCAACACCACCAAAGCUGCAUUUGCACAGCUCAAGCUGCACCUUCUCCCCAGGGACCAGAAAGGAGCUGAACUCACACUGACAGCAUUGCUGGCCUGUGAGCUGCUGACUUCUAAGCUGAACUGCAUGCCUCCUGCUAACAGUGAUUAGUUAGAGGUGCUCUUUCUUCAGUUCCCCUCUACUCCAUAGAGCUGAUUGAUGAAAAGAGUGGCAGCUGCCAAAAUGGCCAGGUGUUCCAGGGAGUCUGAACAAGUUCAAGAUCUCCACCACCUCAUGGGAUUCAUUUCCAUCUGGUAUACAGAAGAGGAAGGACCUGUUGUCUUCUUUCUUGCGGCAUACCAGUCAACAACCACUCCAUUCAGAACCCAGGCUCCAGGAAUUAAGCCACAAACAAAGAAACUGCAUUUCUGGGAAGGGUCAGAAGUCCUGGGAUAAGCAAAGCUGUACAAACAUCAGAUGCUCAAGUGAGCAAAGUGAAUAGAGUUAGUUGGAAUGAAGUACUGGUUCAUAAUAUAAUGGAAACUUUAAUGGCAAGCCGUUGAAAGGGAAACACGCUGUACUUGUCUUCCCUAAUUGAUUCCAUCAGGAUUCCUUCACUGAAACUAUUCUUUCAAAAUUAAAAGCAGAAACACCUCGUGUGCUACUUCAAAGCAGGGCAAGAGGCAGCAUGCAAGUGCUGAUUCCUAGAUGGCAAAUCCUCCACUGAGUAGAUCCAUAGUACUGAAGGUCUCUGCUGUGAAGCUGCUAAACAAAUGGAAGGAGUUGGAGUAAAUGCCACCUGACAGAAAUAACAGUUUGGUUGACUGAAGUCAUUACCCAAGAAACAAGAUCAGCUGGAGUGCCUCCAGAAGAGCUGCUUUGUUCUGAACUUGCUCAGGUUUUUUGUUUUUCGUUUUCGGAUAACACUUUUAAAGAGUCCUCUGAUAUUGUUGACUUGUGCAGUACAGGCCACAGGCAAUCCAAACUCACAAAUCCAAAUGCAUUUUGAAAGUAUUUAUCUAACAACUCAGUGGAAAAUGUUAGGUAGCCUCCACAUUCCACAUUUCCAGUGUUGAAGAAGGUCUGUUUUCCAGUAUUAACUGCUGGUUAUCCUUGCCUGCUAGAUCCAAGAACUGUUUCUUGGUUUCUGGAUUCCAGCAUAGGUUUGUCUAACCCCCGUAUCACCUUACUCUGCAAUCCAAAAUUCUUCAAACUCCAGCUGCAUCACUGUAGCCCCUCAUUCUUACACAACAUCAAAUACCAAAUGCAGAGACAGCACAGCCACUGCACUCCUUGUUCAUGCUCAUUUCAUUCAGGUAUACAGACUCCAUGGUUUUGAUUUGUACUGGAACAUUUUACAAGACAUUCCUUGUUUACAAAACAAAAAAAGCCUAACCCAAGAAACAGUAGAAAAACACAACUAAACCCAACAAAUAGAAAAAACUGCAAAAACCACCAUAGUACAGAUCAGUUGAAAAGUCAGCAAGCAAGCACUCAAUGUAAAUUGUGACAGGCUCUUGAAUUUCAGUGGACUGAUGGCAAUGUGUCACUUCCAAAGAUUUUUUUCUGUGCUUUGUUGCAAACUUCGUUGGCACAGCAGUUAGAUGAUGAUACCUGCCAUCAUGUUUUUCUGAGUACAUUCCAAAAAAGCUCACCAGCAGCAAAAGCUCACCAUUGAGCUUCUCUUCUGCCUGCUCAGACACUUGACUAAUUGUGCGGAAUUGCUCUCUACAAAUCAAGAAUUACUAUGUAUUUUCUUUAAUAGUUACCUGGUUAAAAAUAAGUCUUCAUAUCCAGAAUAGAUUAUUCACUCCAUGUGAAAGCAACUCCAGGUUAUAUUUUUCCUGAACAGCAAAACUAAGCUGUUCAGCCUGAGCUCAUACACAGCUACUGCUGGCACACCACCAAUGCUCAGUCAUAAUGGAAUCCAGAAAAGGCCCUGUAGUGAAAACGCUUCAACUCCAACAACUUCCAAUACUUCCCUACAGAAGUCAUGCAUACCUUCAAAGAAAAAAGCAGCUCCAGCCAUCAAGUUGUACUUUUAUUUUAAAUAAACUCAGUAUUAUA